GUAUGUAGCCUAUGUCCUUGCACAACCCGGAAUAUGCUUCCCAUGUGGGUUAAGUGUAUUUACAGACUGCAACUCUUUCAAACUCCCCAGUUUCCUUCACACACCUGUCUUCCAACCUGAAACUCCCUCAGCAGUUUCUUUUGCUUUUUUUAUCCUGCCUGUUUUUCCAUUGCAGCCCUUUCUUUCUUAUUUGGUCCCUUGGGAGAGCAUGGCUGCCGGUGAAGGAACCAACUAGAGACAUGAAACCUUGAGAGCAGCUGCAGCAAAACAGGCCACAUCUCUUUCCUGCAGAAACCUGCUGCAGACGAUUACAAAGUGAGAGCUAGCACAGGCACACACGCACUUAUAUUCAAUAGGGAUGAGCUAACCUCCCAGGAGAGUGACUAGGAGAUAAACCAGGAGAUAAACAUUUAUUAGAGGAAGUUCAACACUAAUUCAUCCUCUUUCUGUGCCAGCAAGAGGGGCCAUGUCAAGGAUUCAAAAGCCAAAAAGAGGUCAUCAAACUACUCAAUGAAUUCUAAGGCUUCCUGCUUGACUGCCAGUCCUGGAACUAAAGACUUGCACAGCAUCUUUGCAAAACUUCCAAUCCGUAGAAGCUAAGGUUUUGCAAAGUUUUCUUAGCACAGAAAUAAGCCAAGCUGUCUUGCAACAUCUCCUUACAAAAAUCUUUGUCCAGUAUCUGAGGUGUAAUUUAUGCACUGGUAAUGGCAUGUGCUCUGGUCCAUGGGGUCAUGAAGAGUCGGACACGACUAAACGACUAAACAACAACAAUGGCAUGUUCAAAAGAUCAGACACAAAGCUGACAAAUGUUUAAAGGCACCUGUUGCAGAAUGCUGAAAUGUUGGAAGAUUUGAGACAGUCAAGAGAAAGUUCUCACACAGUGCACUGUUAAACUGUAUGGACUUUUGCUCCUACAGGAGGCAGUGAUCGCCACCAGUCUGGAUGCCUUUAAAAGAGAAUUUGACAAAGUGGAGGAGGAUAAGGCUCUCAACAGCCACUACUGCCUAGGAUGGCUAUGUUCUACCUCCACUGUCAGAGGCAGUAUGCCUCUGAAUACCAUUUGCUGGAGAUCACAAGCAAAGGAGAGUGCUGCUGCGUUCAGGUCCUGUUUGUAUGAUUCCUAAGCACUUCUGGGAUAGAACAGUUAGAACAGAAUGCUGAACUAGGUGGGCCAUUGGCCUGAUCCUGCAGGCUCUUAAUGUUCACUUGCAAUGGCACAGAAAGAUAAUCCAAUUUCAUAGAGUGGAGACAGAUUGCCAAUUCCUGCCCACCCCACCAAUCAUUGAAUUGAGAGAGGGACCCUAGCUUACCCAUUCACCACUUGAGAUUGUGGGAGAAACAAGCUAGGAAGAGACCACCACCUGGAGGACAAGUGGGAUUCUCUAAGGGCAGAAGAAAGAAGGAACUGGUGGAAGGAAGAAACAGUGAUGGUCACUGAUGGAGGAACAACAACUGGGGUGGGAGGAAGAAGAAACUCCUCGAGUUUCGAGGGCAUGACUUUUGGCUUUCCAAAAAUUAAAGAUUGUGAUAUUAUGUUUCUUAGCAAUAUUGAUGUGUACCAAGCCUGAGUAGUGAGGAAAGGGGGAAAAGAGCUGGCAACUGGGAGGGGAAAAAAUGGUCGUGUGCAUCCACCCUCUGACUAUUAAACAGAAGAGUGUGUGUUUAGAGGGUGGGGGUGAAUGCUAGGACUAGAUAGAGGAAAUAGCUGAAUAGGCUGCAUAGGUAGUCUGGAGCGGCGGCGGCCGCAGCAACAGCAGCAGGUAGAUCUCGAUAGGAUCUGGGUGCGCGGGGUGGGGGUGUGGCUGGCUGGCAGCCAGUGCCAAGCAGAGUCUCCAUCUUCGCUCUCCCUCCCUCCCCGCCAUCUGCUCGGCCGCACUUUGGCUCAGACCACACCCACCCGCUCCUUUCUUCCCCCGGGGGAGCGGGAGGCAGCAGCCAGCCAGCCAGCCCUCGCCAGUUGCCAGGAAGCCGUCCGUCGGCGAUGCCCUCUGAUUGGAACGCUGCGCUCAUCCAUCAGGGCGGCCGGCGGAGGGUGCCUGCUCGCUCCUCGCCGCGUCUCGGACCAGGAGGGGCCAUGCCGAGGCUACGGGCUUAGCGGGUGGGGGUGGGUGGCGGCAGGAGGAGGAGGAAGAGGCUGGCUUUCUUGGCAGGCGAAAGGCGCGCCCAGCCACCUCCGGCUUCCACCAUGAGUCCGGCGUGAGCGCAGCCGAGGGCGCACGGACAUCUCCAUGGUGCAGGACGGCGGCAUGUCACGCACACCUUACAGCUCCAGCCAAGACAUCCAGAUGGAGGUCUUGGACAACCCGGGCCUCCAGGGGAAAUAUAGCAAAAGGAAGAAUCGCUUCAAACGCUCCGAUGGCAGCACCUCAUCUGACACGACUUCAAACAGUUUCGUCAGGCAGGGUUCUGCUGAGUCCUACACCAGUCGGCCCUCUGAUUCCGAUGUGUCACUGGAGGAAGAUCGGGAGGCCCUGCGCAAGGAGGCAGAACGCCAAGCCCUAGCACAGCUGGAGAAGGCAAAGACCAAACCAGUGGCAUUUGCUGUGAGGACAAACGUGGGCUACAAUCCAUCUCCCAAUGACGAUGUGCCGGUCCAAGGCCUGUCUAUUUCCUUUGAACCCAAAGACUUCCUUCAUAUCAAAGAGAAAUACAACAAUGACUGGUGGAUCGGACGCCUGGUCAAAGAAGGCUGUGAGGUUGGCUUCAUCCCCAGCCCUGUCAAGCUGGAGAACAUGCGGAUGCUGCAGGAGCAAAAGAUGAGGCAGCACCGACUCAGCUCCAGUAAAUCAGGAGACAACUCCACCUCCAGCCUGGGAGAUGUGGUGACUGGCCCCCGGAGACCCACCCCGCCUGCCACUGGUACCUUGGACAUGACUAACUUAGCUUAUGACCCAGACGCCCUUGACUUAGAGGAGGAGGAGGAGGCCACCGAGGAGAACCAACGAACCCCCAAGACUAGUGUUAGCAGCGUCACCACGCCCCCCUCCACCACCAAGCGCCGCCCCUUCUUUAAGAAGGCGGAGCAUGUGCCACCGUAUGACGUGGUUCCUUCCAUGCGGCCCAUCAUUCUUGUAGGCCCAUCCUUGAAAGGGUAUGAGGUGACGGACAUGAUGCAGAAAGCUCUGUUUGAUUUCCUGAAACGCCGAUUCGAUGGCAGAAUAUCUAUCACACGUGUGACAGCUGAUAUCUCCUUGGCCAAGCGCUCGGUCCUCAACAACCCCAGCAAACACACCAUCAUCGAACGCUCCAGCACCCGCUCUAGCCUGGAUGUCUUGGCUGAAGUGCAGAGUGAGAUUGAGCGCAUCUUUGAGCUGGCCCGCACCCUGCAGCUGGUAGCCCUGGAUGCAGACACCAUCAAUCACCCGGCUCAACUGUCCAAGACCUCAUUAGCGCCAAUUAUCGUCUAUAUCAAGAUAUCCUCCCCCAAGGUGCUGCAGAGACUGGUGAAAUCGAGAGGCAAAUCUCAAGCCAAGCACCUGAAUGUGCAGAUGGUGGCAUCGGACAAAUUGGCGCAGUGCCCCCCUGAGAUGUUUGACAUUAUCUUGGAUGAGAACCAGUUGGAAGAUGCCUGUGAACACCUGUCCGAGUACCUCGAAGCCUAUUGGAAGGCCACGCACCCUCCCAGCAGCAACCCGCCCAAUCCGCUGCUGACCCGCACCAUGGCGACUGCUGCCUUGGCUGCCAGCCCCGCCCCGGUCUCCAACCUCCAGGGACCCUACUUAGUGCAUGGGGAGGAGCCGCUCGACCCAGAGCACACCAGCCUGCACGACUAUGCGGGGCAGCUGGCUGGGCAUGGCCAGAUCCGCGCCGCGCCGCCCCCCUCCCACUUUGCCGCCCGGGGCCUUUCCCGUCAGGACACCUUUGAUUCGGAGACGCAGGGCAGCCGCGACUCUGCGUACACUGACCCAGCGGAUUCCUGCAUGGACAUCGAGACCGACCCCUACGAGGAGCCGGAGCCUCGUCGCACCCACUGCCUGGGCCACCGCCGCCUCCAGGGGUCCUGGGAACCCGAGGAGCCAGAGCAGCAGCGGAGCCACCUCCGGGGGCACCGCCACCCCCAGCGCCAGGGUUCCUGGGAGGCCGAGGAGCCCGACCGGCAAAACCACAACCGGUCUCUCCGUGGGCACGGCAAGGGGCGGGAGCGCUAUUGCCAGAGCGAGGAGGAGGAGGGCUUGCGCCACAACCACAAUGACGUAGAGGACUGGGCGCGAGACACCUAUAUCCGCUAAGGCCCUGAGGGGCAGGGCUUUUAUCCGCUGAGGGAGAGGCCUCUUCCCACGCAGAGCCUUGGGGACAGGAGCUGUCUUCAGUUGCCUGGCACCCGGGGGUAGGUCCAGCCUCUCCGGAGGAUUGUCCUUCACCCACCAAGCGGUUUGUGGGCAGGCAUAUAGCGUUUGCGCCUCAGAAGCAGCACCAUCGCUGGCCGGGUCUGCGUGAACUCCCUUUCCUUGCCACCCUUCUCUGGGGACACCUUCCACCUCCCCACCCGCUCCUCUGCCUUGCCAUUUGUGCCAACAACCUCUUGGACCACCCUCGUCCUGCCAGCCAGCCAGCCAGCACUGCCUGGCCUUUUCCCUCAAGGUCACAAAUAAUCACAUAUACCUUAAAUAACGAAAGCUCCCCUCUCUCCUCAGAGGCCCCCUUGUGGACCUGGAGAGGGAGAGGGCCAGUCUCCACUGGUGCCUGGAAUCACCCCAACACUUGGGUGGCAGCUGAGGUAGACUGCUGGCUGCCCCUCCUGAGAUCCUGCGUGCCUCGCCCCAUGCAAGGCCAAACUGCUCCCAAAUGAAGAAUCCGGCCCUCUCCCCUCUAUAGGUUUACACCAUCAUAGAUCUCUUUCUUUGCCUGUCUCGAGGUGCUUUCCCGGCCCAACCGCUGGGGUGCGGGUGGGUGGGAUGGAGGAGAGGCAAGGGGAAGAGUAAAAACCAUCUCCUAGUUUUCUGUCAUAGGAUCAGCUUCUCUGCCAGAUCCUCUCCAGUGCCUACGAAAGAGAAAUCCAACCCCGGCCACCUUAAACUCUCCAGCCCAACCCAUCCUCCAGUGCCUCAGCUCACGACCCUCUUGGAUGUAUGUCACCUGCUGGGCAGAUCCUGGGCAUGCAGGGUGUGUGCAUGUGUGUGUGUUGUUGUGUGCCGUGCUUGGCAGGGAGAAAGGCUCCGGACUGUCCAUGUUCAUAACCAGCUGUGGGUUUGCUCUUAACGCUGAGUUUGGAGACCUCUUUCCAGCACGUGUGAUAGCUUGGCCUGGGGUGUUUCGCAGGUGAAAAGUAGAAAGGUAUUGCCACCAUUCUGAAACCAGAGAGGUGAAGUGAUCCUUCCUGACUAAAAAUGGCCGCCUGCUUACAUUUGCUGAAGGUGUGCUGCCUUCUCUCACAGCAGAAAACUGAAUCCAUCCCACUGUUGCCUCUUCCUUUCGGAAGGUUGUUGUUGGGUUAGAAUUUCCCUUUCCAUCAAGACUUGGGGAAACCAGCCUGUCUCUGUCUUGCAAAAUCAGACUCCUCGGGAGUUUUGCCAGUGUGUGUCGAGGGGAGCCAGUAGCAAUUGCUGCUUGGCGUGGUUCUUGUAUAUCUGCAGUUCAAGCACAUGGCUCCCACUGGAAAGAAAUGAAUGGUGGGAUGGAUGGAGUGGGCCGCACAGCCGUUAAGUGCAGUCCUUUACCUGUCACCACUGACCCCUCCUGUGCCUGCUUUGGAGCUCGGGACCAAGUGGAUCUGCGGAGGCUGUGGGUGGCCUUCAGCCUAGAGAUUUUGUCCCUCCCUCUAUAAACCCCAGAGGGAAAAUAAUAGCUGUGGUUGCUUCUCCAAAUGUCAGUAGUACCCAGUAGGUUCCAGCUUACCCAGGCUCAGCUUUUGGGCUCUGCUCUUGUGCCAAAACCUGCCCUUAGGUGCAAAGACCACACUUUUGAAGGCUGACCCUUCACCCUUGCUCAGAAUGUAACUGACACCCUUGACAUCUGAAUGCAACACCCUUCUGGAGUUUGUCUUUUUCCCCAGAAAUUUGACAACUACGUUCCACCUUCUCUUGAGGCUGCUAAGAUAGAGUUUUGGGUAGCUGGGGUGCUUUUUGUUUUUGUUUGUUUAGCGAUGUACAUUUUAUUCGUGGCAUAAUUCCCACAAGGCUCCCUGACCCAACUGAAGCCCAUCCUCUGUUUCCAUCAUCCCUUUCUUCCCCUGUGUGGUUUGUAACUGACACACUGGGUGCCCCAGUCUCCGUUAAAACAGCACUGCUGACUUCAGCAUGAAUGUAAAAUUAUUUGAGGUGAAGAAACUGGAAACUUGUUUGUCAGGCAGAAAAUAGCAUGUGAAACAUGGCCUUAGAUCAGCCCUUCAGGCCUUACCUGGGCUAAAGCUCUAGUGAGCUUGGCAUAUUCAGCUAAGUGGGAGAAAAAGACGCUUAAUGUGGCCUAUGACCUAAUCUACAAGUGCACCUAAAAGGAACAUAUGAGCGGUGUAAAGUUAAAGAAGGCAAGGUACAAGACUAAUUGCUAAUGAGAAACGCAGGUUGGAAAUUGGAAACCUUGCUGGCGUGGGGUGGAGCCUGCCCUUGUUGCCAGGAGGACAGUGGACUUGAUAUCUUCCUGUUCUUUUUCAGCUACAGUGAAUCCAUCCCCUUCCCCCAAAAAAAUCAAUUUGUAAUUCCCACAGACAUUGCCAGAUACUGUUGGUUCUACUGUUGGGGGUGGGGGUGAUAUUCUGUUGGGGUUGCUGGUGUUGUUGCCCAUAUUUUAAGCUGCUGUCCCUUAUCCCAGAGCCUUGUACAUCCACCGCACUUUAAUGGACAUCCUUUAUAUCAAACGCCGCAGUUCAAAGCGUUGCUUGUUUUCGAAAUAUUGACCUGGGAGCCUUGGAAGUCCUUUGCGUGUUGAGACAUAAAAGACCUUGGAGACAGGAAUAGAACACCUGAGUUCCUUAGGUCCAACUCAGCUUUAGGUUGUUUCGUUUUGUGCCACCACCAGGGGAUUUAACAUACAAAAGGACAAAAGUGGACCUGGUACACCUUCAAGUUUGCUUCUACAGUGGAUUUCACAUGUCUGUCUGUCUCCCCUACUGUUUUUAAGAGAUACAAAUUCAGAAGGUCAAGUGCUCUCUACACAACGUCUCCCCCCCCCCUUGAAACUCAGCCUUUCUUGUUAGGCGAGAGUUGUAAAAGACCAGCAAAGAAAAAUAUGGCAAAGAGGAUUUGAACAAUGAGAAAAGUGAAUUUGUUGCUUAACAAUUUAAUUUAAGAGAGUUUAUUUUAUAUUAUUUAUUCUUAGCAUUGUUCUGAGGGGUAGGGAUUCCUUGGCCAAACUUGAAUUCUUUGUAGUAAAUAGCUUCACCAGAAACCCUUAUAACUGGAGGUACUGUAUAAAGUGGGGAGGCAUUUUCAAGAAUGUGCUACUGAGUUUUCAGAUAAUGAAGCAUGACCAGUCCCAUCCCCUGGCUUAUAUUUGCAUCCCUCUGAUUUAUUCUCCACUUUGGGUUGUUUUGUUGUUUAAUUUGGGGGGUUGGGGGGGUAGAGAAGGCUAUUGGAUAUAGAGAAUAAAUUCUGCCAUGUCUCUGCCUCUCCAUUAUUACAAUUGAUUUUUCAGUGCUCCAAUGACCCAUCCCCAUUACCAUGGGAAUAAAAGUAUUUUAUAAAAUGCA
Molecule: messenger RNA, 7624 nt
Organism: Podarcis muralis (Common wall lizard)
Lineage: Eukaryota; Metazoa; Chordata; Lepidosauria; Squamata; Lacertidae
Source: RefSeq, a predicted model, not a curated record